GGUCUUUGACAUUUUCGCUUGGGCGAAAGAGUAGAGAGAGGCACAGAAGCGAAGCAAACAAAAAUCAAAGCUCUCUCUCUCUCUCUCUGUGAGGAAGCGCAAAGCAAAGCGAAGGCAAGAGAGGAAGUUAGAGAGAGAAUCUUCCUCUCCCCCAUGCUUUCAAUUUCGUAGCAUAACAACAAUCAACGACCCCACAAAUUUCUCUUUCCCCUCUCUGAUUUUCUUCAACAAUGCCAGCUUCUCCUUCAUUCCCAUCUGGGUCUCGUGGAAAAUGGAGGAAGAAGAAGAGGGAUUCGCAAAUUGGCCGCAGAAACAACUUCCCUAAUAGUAAUAACAACGGCAGCAACAAGCAUGAGGAGGAAGAUGAAGAUGAAGACCUUGCCGCGGCUGAAAAUGAAGAAAUGGAACGCGAUAACAACGAUGAUUCUGAGGAUCCUCAGAUUAACCUUCAAUCCGCGCCCAAUUCGAGCCUACAGGAGCCUGAACUCCUGUCGGAUGAUAAAGUGCGAGUCUCCGAGUUUCCUCAGGUCGUUAAGCGGGUUGUCACUCGGCCUCACUCUUCUGUGUUGGCCGUUGUGGCAAUGGAGAGGGCAAAUCAGUUCGGAGAAAGUAAGGGGCUGCCUGGAAAUUCAUUGAUUUUGGAGAAUGUGUCUUAUGGGCAGCUCCAAGCCCUGUCUGCUAUGCCUGCGGAUAGUCCGGCGUUGCUGGAUCAGGAGAGGGUGGAGGCUGGCAACGCCGCCUAUGUAAUAACGCCUCCACCGAUUAUGGAGGGGCGUGGCGUGGUUAAGAGGUUUGGGAGUAGGGUACAUGUUGUCCCUAUGCACUCAGAUUGGUUUUCACCUGCCACAGUGCAUCGACUUGAGAGACAAGUUGUUCCACAUUUUUUCUCUGGAAAAUUUCCUGACCGCACUCCCGAAAGGUAUAUGGAAAUUCGAAAUUUUGUUGUUGCGAAAUACAUGGAGAAUCCUGAGAAAAGGGUCACAGUUUCAGACUUCCAAGGAUUGAUUGAUGGUGUCAGUAAUGAAGAUUUAACUCGGAUUGUUCGAUUUCUUGAUCAUUGGGGUAUUAUUAAUUAUUGUGCUCCUGCACCUAGCUGUGAACCAUGGAAUAGUAGUUCAUACUUGAGAGAAGAUAUGAACGGUGAGAUUCAUGUGCCAUCAGCUGCUUUGAAGCCUAUCGAUAGCUUGAUCAAAUUUGACAAACCAAAAUGUAGGCUCAAGGCAAAUGAGGUCUAUUCAAUACUUCCUUGCCAUGAUGAUAAUGAUGAUUUGUGUGAUUUGGAUAACAAAAUUCGUGAGCGUCUAGCUGAAAAUUAUUGUAGCUCUUGUUCUCAGCCUGUUCCCAUUGCAUACUACCAAUCACAGAAGGAGGUUGAUGUUUUACUUUGCUCCAACUGCUUCUAUGAAGGCAAAUAUGUUGCUGGUCAUGCAAGUAUUGAUUUUCUGAGGGUAGACAUGACGAAAGAUUAUGAUGAACUAGAUAGUGAAAAUUGGACUGAUCAAGAAACUCUAUUGCUUUUAGAGGCAAUAGAAUUGUAUAAUGAUAACUGGAACGAAAUUACAGAACAUGUUGGGUCCAAGUCUAAAGCUCAAUGCAUUAUACAUUUUCUUCGUCUAUCAGUGGAGGAUGGCCUUCUAGAAAACAUUGACGUGCCUGGUGUUUCUCUCUCGUCCAAUUCUUCACAUGGAGAAGAUAAUGAGAAGUCGCAUUCAAAUAUGAACGGAAAUGUAGCAGGUUCUUCCUCUCAAGAUAAUAAAGAGAUGCGUGAUAGGCUCCCGUUUGCUAAUUCUCAGAACCCAGUCAUGGCGUUGGUUGCUUUUCUCGCAUCUGCUGUUGGACCAAGAGUUGCUGCAUCAUGUGCUCAUGCAUCCUUAGCUGCUUUAUCUGAGGACAGUGUAGCUUCUUCCGGGAGCAUCUUUCAAAGGGAGGGUUCUGUAAACGCCAAUAGGACGAACGUCGACAUCACACAUGGCAGAGACAGUGGCUCUUAUGGAGAACUUCCAAAUUCAGUUGAACAAAAAGAUGAGAACAAGGCUGAGCCUGAGGUAACACAAUUAUCUUCUGAACGAGUUAAAGUUGCAGCAAAAGCAGGCCUGGCUGCUGCUGCAACGAAGGCGAAAUUGUUUGCUGAUCACGAAGAACGAGAAAUCCAACGUUUGUCUGCCAAUAUUAUAAAUCACCAGUUAAGAAGACUGGAGCUGAAGCUGAAGCAAUUUGCAGAAGUAGAAACCUUCUUAAUGAAGGAAUGCGAACAAGUUGAGAGGACAAGGCAGAGGCUUGUUGCAGAGCGAGCAAGAAUGUUAGGUAUCCAAUUCGGAACUGCUGCUGGAGUUUCGUCACCUGCAAGUUUACCGGGCGUUAUCCCUUCCAUGGUCAACAACAAUAACACAAACAGUAGGCAGAAUAUGAUCUCACCUCCAGCUUCACAGCCGAGCGUUUCGGGGUAUAACAACAACCAACCACUUCACCCCCACAUGUCGUACAUGCCCCGACAGUCGAUGUUCGGUUUAGGGCAAAGGCUACCCUUAUCGGCAAUUCAGCAGCAGCAGCAGCAGCAGCAGCAGCCCGCCACGACUUCUUCUAAUGCCAUGUUCAAUGGUCCAACCAAUGCACAGCCUUCUCUUAGUCACCCAAUGAUGAGGCCAGUUACUGGAUCCAGCUCUGGAUUAGGGUGAGUUUGGUAGAAGAUUACUUGAACUAAUUGAUGAUUUGUGCAGCCAUGAAAAGAAGAAAGAAGGGGCAGGUAAAUGAAAAAUGAUCAUAUUCCAUGAGAAAGAGUUGUUCUUUUCUUUAACCCUUUUCCUUUUUUGGGAGCAAAAAGAAGGGAAAUUAACCUGAGGCAAUAGUAGUAGGGAUUGUAGUUUCAUUGAAUUAGAUGUAAAAAGGGUUAAAAGAACAGAAGAAGUAAAGGGGAGAAAGUUACUGAUGGAAUUGCUUCCAUUUUUCUUCUUCUUCUUCUGUUUUUUACCCUCUGGAUGUGCUUUCCCUUGAUGUUGCUAUUAGAUUUCAGGAAGAGCAAGAUGGUUAAAAGAAUUAAUUGUGGUGAA
Cucurbita moschata (crookneck pumpkin) is the source of this 3047-nucleotide messenger RNA. RefSeq names its product SWI/SNF complex subunit SWI3C-like. The transcript is spliced from 9 exons. The record is from RefSeq and is a predicted model, not a curated record. Gene Ontology annotation, molecular function: protein binding. NCBI's taxonomy places the organism in Eukaryota, Viridiplantae, Streptophyta, Magnoliopsida, Cucurbitales, Cucurbitaceae. Bases 231 to 2675 code for a protein of 814 amino acids.